AUACUGUUCAGUCGGUUGUUCAUUCUAAUAUGUGAGGCGUUAACAGUGAUACAUUAAGGCUGAACAUUGUGCUCUGAUUGAGUUUCAUUUCAUAGCCUGAAGCGUUUUCCUUUAAAAUUGUGACAUUUAAAUAGAUUUCAGAGCAAAUUGAAGUGGAUAUUAUUUGUGUAGUGUAUUAACAGUGAAGUUUUGCCAACAUUCUUUAUAGUGUGAGGGAGCAUAAUAUUUAAUAUUGAUUAGGAUUAUCUCAUCAGUUGGCCAAAGAGAGUGAAAUCUAGCCGCGUAUCGAACCAGUCUGCGAGUGAAGCAGUGGGUCCAGUUGUCGACAUGUCAAUCAACAAUGGCGAGGACGUCAUACAGGCCACCAGCGAGAGUUUCUGGGAGGUGGGCAAGUUUGUACGCACUGUGAAACGUGUGGACAAUGGCUACAGUUUAUGCAGUAGUUUGAAACAGUUGAUAAACACUCGUGCAGAGAUCGAACGGAGUUACUCAAAACAGUUGACAUCAUGGUCCAAAAAGUGGAAUGAGUUUCUCGAUAAAGGCACUGAGUACGGCACGACCCAGGGGGCCUGGCGAGGGGUCCUCGAGGAGGCCAACAAGGUGGCGAACCUGCACACGGACAUGGCGGACAAGCUGGUGAACAAUGUGAUAGUCUCCAUCAAGCAGUGGCAGAAGGAGAGCUACCACAAGUCCAUGAUGCACUUCAAGGAGACCAAGGAGUUUGAGGAUGGAUUUAGGAAGGUCCAAAAGCCGUGGGAAAAGAAGCUGAACAAAGUAUUGACAGCAAAGAAGGACUUCCACAACGCAUGUAGAAAUGAGAAGAGCACAGCGAACCAAGAGAAUAACGCUCGGGCUGACACGGCCAUGUCUUCUGAUCAGUUGAAGAAAUUACAGGACAAGUUAAAGAAAUGCCAAGCUGAUGUAGAGACAACACAGGCCAAAUAUACAGCAAGUCUCAAUGAUUUGAAUGGCUACAACGCAAAAUAUGUCGAAGAAAUGACAGAGGUGUUUAACAGCUGUCAGGAAUUUGAAAGACGCAGAAUAGAAUUCAUAAAAAAGACAAUGUUUGACAUCCAUCAGUGUUUAGACCUCUCAGUAGACACAAACUAUUCCCAGGUGUACACAGACCUCCACCACACCAUCAGCAGCACAGACUCUGAGAAGGACCUGCGCUGGUGGUCUAAUACGCACGGUGCCGACAUGCCCAUGAACUGGCCAGUCUUUGAGGAAUACUCACCUGACCUCAAACCCAUACAUGGUAAGGAGAAAAAGAUGACCUCAACAGAGGGUAUAACGAUUACAAGUAUCCGACAGAACCCUGACAACUUUGUGCCAAGCUCCAACCAGCGUGGCAACCGCGACUCUCAGUUGUCCCAGAAAUCUCAGUCCUCGAACAACAACCCUGCGUACAGCAACUCCGUGCCCCAACCAUCACCCCCGCAGGUCAAGGCCUCGUCACAAUCUGUAUCACAGCAGCCAACUGCAAGGCAGAUCUCAUAUGACGAUUCUUUAAAUCCAUUUGGUGGUGAAAACCCCUCUCCGACUGCUGAGAGCUCAAUUUCAAAUGCCAACACUAGUAAUAGCGAGAACCAAUCCAGUGUGGCAAACCCUUUUGGUGAUGGAGAUGAUGAGGAUGAGCAGGUAUCCAACUCUGGCUCGGGUGUAGGGAGUGAGACCAUGGGCUCUGUGAUGUCUGUGCCAGCGCGUGUUGUGUAUGACUACAAGGCUGAGGAAGAUGAUGAGAUUAGCGCUGAGGCCGGUGAGGUGAUCACACGGCUGUCAGAGCAGGAUGACAUGGGCUGGGUGAAGGCGAGGACUAAAGACGGACGCGAGGGGCUGAUCCCCUACGGCUAUGUGGAGGACAUUGAAUGAGGGGACCCACUGUGUUAUACCACCAGCAUUUUGAUCAGCACAUCUUCCUUAAGUCUACGCGAUUGACUGUCUCUUUGAAAGACGGUCAGGUGCUGUUCCUCUGUUUAUAGCUGACUCUUCAUGGAUUGGUUAAGAAAUAUGUGUUUUGUAGUUACUGUUAAAUGUUGUUGUUAAACUUGAGACUUGUCGUUAUUUACAUAAAAUAAAAGCAUAUAAAUUUGAGCUGGUGAGAAAUCUAAGCAAUAUGUAUGUAUAAAUAAGACACCACGAAACCUGUCAGCACCCUAUAUGAACACCUGUCAGACAAUUGGUGAUGCAACACACGUUUGCACAACCUCCUUGUCUUGCUUUUUCUUUGUACUAUUAUGAUGCUGGACAUACAGAGGGAUAAUAUGAAAUUUGCAGCAAGACUUCGAAUUUUUGUCAGGCAUGUUCAAUGCUUCCAUUACCAGCUUUAUCUUAUGAAACAGGGUUAAUUUCUUACUUUUCCAUCUAAUUCUACUGGCAUCUAAGGUAUGUAAUAUAUCCAUUUUACAUCAGAUUGGCAAAAUGUUCAAAUAUGGGGAUCUUGCUGUUAAGGUAUAGGAUUGGCUAAUGUUAGGUCAAUUUAAAAUGUCUCUUAUGAAACAAAGUUAUUUAUCUGCCUACUGGUAUGUUUUGUUUAACUCCAUGCCCUGGAAUACCAGUGAAGAAGGUCUUGGAUCAUGAGAUUAGCAAUGGAAUAAUUAUGUGAAACACUUAGAGGAAAAUACUUUUGAAAUGAGCUGUAAUAUGUUAUAUUAUGGGCUUGAUGCAAUUGAGAAUAUUGCAGCAAUACUGAUAACAUUUUACUAAUAAAUUAACAUGGUAGAUGCAUUUAAAAGAAUGUGCUGACAACAUACGAGUACUUUUGUAUGGUUAAGGUGUAGACUAUUAUAGUUGUGGCAGCUUGAAUGUUUUAAGUGAAUGGGAGGGUGGAUGCCACAAUAUAUUUCUGUUAGCCAGGUGGUCUAGAGGUUUGAAAUAUGUCGGGACUUGGGUUUGGGACACUAAAUGUGAAACAUAUCCACCUGUCUUACAUUUUUGUUUGUGAUGCAUUGCUGGCACACUCAAUAGUUCAACAUUAUGAACUAUUUGAUAAUUUAAAGUGCUUUUCUGUUAUCUGGUAGAUUACUUGAAUUAUCAGUGCUGGUUUAUUUAUGUGUACAUUACAGUGUAAAAUAUAAAUCAGCUUUUUUACGUUCAAAAUGCAUUAAUUGUCUAAACAUGUAUUAAAUCGGGUCAAUAUUCAUAUAAAAUUUAGAUUUUAUACAAUUUGUUAUAUAUUUGUUUCAUAUAAAUUGUAUAUUUUAUGUCAUUUAUUUACAAACAUUAGUAUAUUCCUAAAAUUGUACAUUCUGUAAAUUAACAUUUGUGUGUAAUGUGUAGAAGAUAACAUCAAUAUAUUUUAUUUCAAGAGUAAAACAAGUUGGUAUUUUUUACUCAGUGAAUCUUACAAAAGUAAAUAAGAAAGCAAAAAGUGUUGGAAAAUUGUUAGUUUUUUUCUUGUUCUUUGUACCUUAAAAGUAAUAACUAGUAGGAUAACUGUGUUUUAAUCGUUCAUGUUUUCUUUAAAUCAUAACCAUAUAAAAUAUAUCAGAAUACAUGUAAAUACAAAGCACUAUCUUUACUAACGGUUGCUAUUUAUUUCUAUAGGCAUAUACUGAUUUAAUAUGUGUCUUGUUCUGACAAAACUGGGCAUAAUGCAUGUGCGUAAAGUGCCGUCCCAGAUUAGCCUGUGCAGUCCACACAGGCUAAUCAGGGAUGACACUUUCCGCUUAAACUUUAUUUUCGGUAACAAGGGACUUCCUUCAAACUAAAAAUACCAUAAAAGCAGAAAGUGUUGUCCCUGAUUAGCCUGUGCGGACUGCACUUUACGCACAAGCAUUAAGCCCAGUUUUCUCAGAACAAGACACAUAUGUAUUCUGUAUAUGUAAAAUACUCACUCAUAGCUGUGCUGUAUAUUUUAGCUUGUAAACUAAAAUGAUUUGGAUUGUUCACGAUGCCAAAAUGCCUUCAUAUCAAAAGUAUCUGCUUAAUAGUAUACUGAGAAAACUGGGCUUAAUGCUUGUGCGUAAAGUUAAUAAUACUGUUUUAUCAGAUACCCAUAUCUCUAGCAUUUUUGACUGUUAUAUUGCGCUGUUAAAAAGAAACAUUCAUUCAAAUGUGCACUUUACCAUGGAUACUAAUCAGUGAAAUUCUGUUUAUUUUCUUUGAAGUAUUUGUUAAGUACUUGAGUAGUUUAAAGAAUAUUGCUCACUCUGUGGAAUAUUUAUUAUAUAAACUGAACCAAACAAGCAUGGUUUGAAAAAAUAGUGAAAAGUGCAACAUUAAUUUGUGUUAUUCUGUUGUCAGUUCUAAUAGCUAUUUUUGUAUUGCGUCAAUAUUGCAUGUUCAUUAAUGUAUAUAUGCUGCAGACUUUGGAGUUCUAAUGUUGACACAAACAUGUUAAAAAUGGCAUUAUUAAGAUGCAGAUUUUCUCUUUAUUGAAUUUUUGCCACAUUGUUACCAUAGUACGCUGCUGGAAGAUUGUUGACAAUAUUAAUAAUUUGGAACAAAAACCAUCUGCUUGUACAACUGAUAUUGUAUACAAGACUUUCAUUUUAGUACAACAGGUUUUUUAGUUAAGUCCUGAUGAUUGCCAUCAUUUAUGUCCCUUAAGGUAAAUAUUUUAUCGAAAACUAUUUCAAUAUCUAGUACAUAUUCAUGUCAAAUACCAAAUCAAGGUAUUAAGUAUUUUCCUUCCGUGAAAAGUUGGAUGCAAUGUUUUGUCCCGCUAGUUGUAUUUUGUCUGCACUUCUUUGUGCUUAUGUAAAUAGUUGUGUGAACAUAACAUAUAUAUGUGUAUCUGAUAUUUGUUCUGUAUGCCACUGUGUAUGCAUAUAUAAAUUGUGAUUUACAGACUUAUAUAUAUAUAAGUCUGUAGCAAGUUUGUUUACAUAAAUAAUACUGUAGUUACUAUAAUAGGACAUAUAUCUGUUAUGAUUUGAUUAGAAAAAUAUGCACACAAUAUUGUGGUACUGUUCUUGGCAUUUUCUGUCAAUUACAAACAGUUGUGUUUAAUGUUUGUUAGGGUAUGUGAUGUUUCAAGUGUAUUAUUCUAUUUUUUAUAGGAACUUGUAUAAAUAUUCAAAUGUAUAUAUACAACAUAAAUAUACAUUAUUUAAUUAUAUUGUUUUCAAAGUGUAUUUGAAUAACACAUUUUAUUUUGUAUUAAAAACAGAGGUAGUUUCUUUCCUGCAACAAAUUUAAGCUGAUUGCUAAUUUCCAUGUUUGUAACAAGGUCCAACAAAAUCAUAAAUGGGUUUAUGCAGUUAACUACCAAGAUUUGUUUCCAUAUUGGUCAUUAAGGGACUUUUGGAAAUCUGGCUUCUCCUACUGUUUUGAAACCAGGACAGCUGGGCAUGACUUGGUAGAGAGCUUGACUUCCCAGUCAAGCUCAAAUUGACAUAAUUUUUAGAGUGACUUACAAGCCAGGAAGAUUAAAUGCAAGCUGAACCCUGCCAGUUAAAAUGUGCCAAGAUAUUAUUUAUAUUGUCAUUAUCAGGAUAUUCCUGAUUUAAGUAACACAGUUUGCAUUAACUGGCAUGAGUAUAUGCGGAAAAUAUAAAUAUAGAGUUUCUUGGUCCAACUGUGACAAACAUUGUUGACAAAAUGUACUUGUAUUUUCUAGAUAUCUCUGCCAGCAUGAUGUUUUAAAUUUCUUAAUAAGUAGACAUAAAAAUAUUUUUGCUAGGUCAGUUAUAUGCAAAAUAUUACAUUUUGGCAGUGUGGUCUUAAAUGUUUUCUUCAUUAAAAUCCCCUUAAGUACUUUAUGGAAGAAGGUUGUGUCUUAAAACAAUUUGAAGACAAUUUCAAAUUUCUAUCUCUAAUCCUUUAAUGAAUUCUUUAAAUUUAAUGCCAAAGCUCGGUCUGUCUCUAGAAGUAUGUUUCAAUUUUUAUAUCGUCUUGAACAAUAAUCAGUGUGUUUAACAUAUCUAUACUAAAUGCGUGUAUUUAAGUGGAAUGCAUGUUCAAUUUCUGUUAAAGUGAAUACCAGUUUGGUAUUAAUCAUUUCAUUAAUUGUUAUUGUUGUAUAUAGUGUAAUCACGGGAAUAUAGAUUAUAUAAGUUAUUCAUUUAUUCAGCAAUUUAUUUCAUUAAUAAUAAAUUACCAGUAAAUACGU
This is a messenger RNA of Dreissena polymorpha, 6055 nucleotides long. Its product is annotated as protein kinase C and casein kinase substrate in neurons protein 1-like. Gene Ontology annotation, biological process: cytoskeleton organization; regulation of endocytosis; plasma membrane tubulation. Gene Ontology annotation, molecular function: protein binding; phospholipid binding. The coding region runs from base 328 to 1872 and encodes 514 amino acids. Gene Ontology annotation, cellular component: plasma membrane; cytoplasm; endosome. The record is from RefSeq and is a predicted model, not a curated record. Lineage: Eukaryota; Metazoa; Mollusca; Bivalvia; Myida; Dreissenidae. The transcript is spliced from 11 exons.